CCCACCAAUCAAUCUGUUAAUAUUUAUAUACUACUACUACAACAUCAAGUAGUAGACUAGCACUAGCAGGUGGUACGUGGUGGAGUCUAGAGCUCAGUUAUUUUGUUUUGAGACAAAAGCGAGAAGCCAAAGCCAAUAACCCCCAAUCCCUCCAUACGUAGUGCAGCUGAGCUCCUACUCGGCUACUCCCCAACUCAACUCAAACUCAAAGAGGGACAAGGACAAACAAGUUAACGAAGAUGGUGAUCAUGGUGCAAGAAGAAGUGCGUAAGGGUCCGUGGACUGAGCAGGAGGACCUGCAGCUGGUGUGCUUCGUUGGCUUAUUCGGAGAACGACGAUGGGAUUUCAUAGCCAAAGUUUCAGGUUUGAACAGAACAGGAAAGAGUUGCAGGUUACGAUGGAUUAAUUACCUUCAUCCCGGCCUCAAGCGAGGAAGGUUGACACCUCAGGAGGAGCGCCUCGUGCUUGAACUCCACUCUCUUUGGGGCAAUAGAUGGUCCAGAAUUGCUCGGAAAUUACCCGGCCGAACUGACAAUGAGAUAAAGAAUUAUUGGAGAACACACAUGAGGAAGAAGGCACAAGAGAGAAGACGAUCUUCAUCACCUUCAUCAUCGUCUUCUCAGUUAUGUUCUUCUCCAUCCACAAAUAAUAUUAAACCUCCGCCGGUUUCGUUGCCCGAAGCGGCCCAGAAUACUACUGGAGAUGGAGAAGGAUGGUUGCAGGAUUAUGGUGCUUCUGGCGAUUUAGCUGUGCAGACAAGAGAGAUGAAAGAGGAGGGAGGUCAUGCAUUAAUAGGAAUAGGAUACCCCAUGGAUCAGAUAUGGAAAGAGAUUGCUUCACUGGAAGAGGUGAAUAGUAGUGAAAUAGUAGUUUCCGAGGGAUGUAGUAACGACCAAGGGUACAGUUCCUAUUGCUCUUCAGUAGUCACUUCUCCUUUAUGGGAUUAUUGUUGUUCGGACACACUGUGGAAAAUCGACGAAGAAGACGUCAAGAUGUUGCUUCCGGCAUCGGGCAUGCAUGAUAAGUGUUGAAGACCAAAAUUUUGAUCAUCCCAAUCCAUAGCUGUCAUAUAUACGACGACCUUCUUAGACAGACUCUGUAAUCUCUCUAGCAUGUGAUAAACCAUGGUUUGUAUGUGUGUUCUCUCCAAAUAGGAGACUUCCUCAUCUUUUCCCAUUAUGUAUUCACAUAUGAUCAUGCAUGCUAAGACAGUUUCAUAGUAAAGAGAAGUUCCAGCAGGCUCUAAAGCGUUUUUUUU
Molecule: messenger RNA, 1258 nt
Organism: Nelumbo nucifera (sacred lotus)
Lineage: Eukaryota; Viridiplantae; Streptophyta; Magnoliopsida; Proteales; Nelumbonaceae
Product: myb-related protein MYBAS1
Biological process (GO): regulation of DNA-templated transcription
Cellular component (GO): nucleus
Molecular function (GO): sequence-specific DNA binding; DNA-binding transcription factor activity
Source: RefSeq, a predicted model, not a curated record